CACUGUCACUUCCUAUGCUGAGUGGGGAAGGGGAGGAGAGGCAGCACUGGAGCACUUUUUAAAAAGAGGAGGUCAAUGAUCCAGCAGCUGCCUUGAUAGAAGAAUCUGGCAAAGGAGGAAGGCCAUCCACUGGUCCAGGUGGAGGCUGUUUGGAGAGGACGGGAAAAUGAGGACAAAGCUGGACUCAGCCACUCCAGAAGAAAGAAAAGGCCCUGUUGCCAUGGAGCCUGUGAGCAGAAGGGGACUGUGGGAAGGAACCUUGCAGAAGAGCCUGGGAGAGGAUUUUCCCCCUUCAGAUGUGCAGCGACAGCACUUCAGGCAAUUCCGUUAUCGAGAGGCUGAUGGGCCCCGAAAGAUCUGCAGUGAACUCCACCGCCUUUGCCUCCAGUGGCUGAAGCCAGAAAGGCACAGCAAGAAGAAGAUCCUGGACCUGGUGAUCCUGGACCAGUUCCUGGCCAUCCUGCCCCCCGAGAUGGAGAGCUGGGUCAGGGAAUGUGGGCCGGAGACCACUUCCCAGGCGGUGGCCCUGGCAGAAGGGUUCCUCCUGAGCCACGCAGGUGACAAGAAUCCAGGCCAGGAGGUGCAGGAAAGGAUCAACUAUUGCCACAGAGCAGCUUUUCUGGGCGAGGCCUUGAAACCAACAAUAAAAUCUUUGCUGUAUCUUUGCAGCAGGGAGAAAUCGACUUCUAUGGGGCCAAACCAGGAUCUGGUGACCUUCGAGGAGGUGUCUGUUCAUUUCACUGAGGAGGAGUGGGCUCUACUGGAUCCGGAAAAAAGGAGCCUUCACAAGGAAGUCAUGGAGGAGAAUUUUCGGAAUGUGGCCUCUCUGGGAUUUACCAGUCUCCUGGGUUUUACUGAGACUGAUGAUUGCCAGAGAAAGCCUGAAGAAGAUCCACAACAACUUCCAUUAGAAGGUGAACAGCAGAGGAGAAGCAGUGGGAAAAAACAGGUGAAGAGGCAUGAAUCAACCCUUCAGCGAAUCCACCCAGGGGAGAAACAAUAUAUAUGCAUGGAGUGUGGGAAGAGCUUUGCUCAGAAGAAAGAGCUUACUGUACAUCAACAAAUUCACAGAGUGGAGAAACCAUUCAAAUGUGUGGACUGCGGGAAGAUGUUUACUUACAAUGCACAUCUUACUGAGCAUAGACGAAUCCACACAGGGGAGAAACCCUAUAAAUGUCUGGAGUGUGGGAAGAGCUUUGCUCAGAGUUCCAACCUUCAUUACCAUAAACGAAUCCACACAGGGGAGAAACCAUAUAAAUGUCUAGAGUGUGGAAAGAGCUUUGUUCAACGUUCACACUUUACUGGCCAUCAACAAAUCCACACAGGGGAGAAACCAUAUAAAUGUUUAGAGUGUGGAAAGAGAUUUUCAUCUAAAAAAGACCUUACUGUCCAUCACAGAAUCCACACAGGAGAGAAACCAUAUAAAUGUGGGGAGUGUGGGAAGAGCUUUGCUCAAAGUUCACAAUUUAGUGGCCAUCAAAAAAUCCACACAGGGGAGAAACCAUAUAAAUGUUUGGAGUGUGGAAAGAGCUUUUCAUCUAAAAAAGACCUUACUGUCCAUCACAGAAUCCACACAGGAGAGAAACCAUAUAAAUGUGGGGAAUGUGGGAAGAGCUUUUCAUCGAAUAAUAGCCUUACUGUUCAUCAACGAAUCCACACAGGAGAGAAGCCAUAUAAAUGUGGGGAGUGUGGGAAGAGCUUGGCUUCAAAUACACAGCUUACUGUCCAUCAACGAAUCCACACAGGAGAGAAGCCAUAUAAAUGUGGGGAGUGUGGGAAGAGCUUUGCUCAGAGGUCCAGCCUUACUUACCAUAAAAAAAUCCACAAAGGAGAGAAACCAUAUAACUGUGCUGAGUGUGGGAAGAGCUUUACUCAAAACAUCUACCUUACUAUCCAUCGACGAAUCCACACAGGAGAGAAACCCUACAAAUGUGUGGACUGUGGGAAGAGCUUUGCUUGGAAUAAACAUCUUACUGCCCAUCAACGAAUUCACACAGGCGAGAAGCCAUAUGAAUGCUCGGAGUGUGGAAAGACCUUUGCUUGGAGGAGACAGUUUAAUGUUCAUCAAUAUAGCCACACAGGGGAGAAACCAUACAAAUGUUUGGAGUGCGGGAAGACAUUUUCUCGAAGUGAUCAUCUUACUGAUCAUCGACGAAUCCACACAGGGGAAAAGCCAUAUAAAUGUUUGGAGUGUGGGAAGAGCUUUGCCCAGAGCUCCAAACUUACUUACCAUCGACGAAUGCACACAGGGGAGAACCCAUAUAAAUGUUUGGAGUGUGGGAAGAACUUUGCUCAGAGUGGAGAACUUUCUGCGCAUCAACGAAUCCACACAGGGGAGAAGCCAUAUAAAUGUGUUGAAUGUGGGAAGAGCUUUGCUCAGAGCUCCCACCUUACUUACCAUCAACGAAUGCACACAGGGGAGAAACCAUAUAAAUGCAUAGAGCAUGAGAAGAGUUGUGCUUCAAGUACAGAACUUACUGUCCAUCAAGAAAUCUACACAGGUUAAAAAUCAUAUAACUACAUAGAGUGAGGAAAGAGUUUUAUUCCAAGGGCCAACUGUAUUUUGACAGAUCCACAUAGGGGAGAAACCAUAUAACUGUUUGAAGUGUGGGAAGAGCUUUACUCAAAGCUUCUACCUUACUGUCCAUCAACGAAUCUACACAGUGAAGAAGCCGUAUACGCGUGUGGAGUGUGGUAAGAGUUUUCUCAGAGUUUACAGCUUACUGUCCAUCAGUGUAUCCACAGAGGGGAGAAACCAUUUAAAUGUGUGAAGUGUGGGAUGAGCUUUGUUUGGAGUACAGAUUUUGCUUCCCAUCAAUAAAUCCACACAGGUCAAAAAAUAUAUAAAUGCAUGGAGAGUGGAAAGAGCUUUGCUCAGAGGGCCCACCUUACUGUCCAUCAAUGAAUCUACACAAUGGAGUAACCAUACCAAUGCAUGGAGUGGGGAAACAGCUUUUCUCAGAGUUCAGGCCUUAGUGUGCAUCGACAAAUCCACUCAAGAGAGAAACCAUGUAAGUGCUAAGAGCCUGGAAAAAGGUUACUUUUAAAAUAUCAUCUUGUCACAUAUCAAAGAAUUCACAAAGAGAGAAAAUACAUAAAGGGCUUUUCGCAGGGUUUAUGAGGUACAGUGAAAGUCCGGAAGUUUUCAAGGGCUGGGGGAGGGAGAGAUUUUAUAUCUUUUUAAUUUGGAAUUUUUAAAAUUGUUUUGUAAACCACCUUGAAUCAUGUACAAACAUGGGAUAUGUUUUAAUAAAUUACUAAAAAAUAAAUGCUGCCACUGCAGCAGCAGCUUCAGCCCCAAGCCCAUUUUUGCCAUGAAAUCUUCACAGCUGAGCAGUAGGAUAAAUCUUUGGAAUUAUCACUUAGCAUCUAGCAUUUUUAUGCUAAAUUCAGCCUAUCUUUUACACCUUUGGAUUUGCUUUGUUCUAUUCCCAGCUAAAAUAAUUGGUAUACAGCUUAUUAUAAAAUCGGAGUGUUUUUACCUAUGCCAUUAACACAUGUUGAGGAGGGGUGUCACAGACAUUAGGGUUAAUACAGGCCAGGCUGUGAGGUGGAGGUUGUCUCUGGUUGAUGAUCUCGCCUGAAUAUAGACAAAUGCCAUGCUUCUUUGUUGCAGUGGCCAUACCAUCUUUUUUCAGCUGGAACACUGUGGAAUGGAGU
Eublepharis macularius is the source of this 3660-nucleotide messenger RNA. Its product is annotated as zinc finger protein 345-like. Gene Ontology annotation, biological process: negative regulation of transcription by RNA polymerase II. The transcript is spliced from 6 exons. Gene Ontology annotation, molecular function: DNA-binding transcription repressor activity, RNA polymerase II-specific. NCBI's taxonomy places the organism in Eukaryota, Metazoa, Chordata, Lepidosauria, Squamata, Eublepharidae. The record is from RefSeq and is a predicted model, not a curated record. The coding region runs from base 167 to 2506 and encodes 779 amino acids.